GGCUCGGCUGUGAGUGCGCAGGUGCUGCGGGGGGGCCUCUUGGUGGUGUUGUGUUUCCCUCUGAGUCAGGAGCAAAUCCAAGCCCCUUAAUCAGGUGACUGGGAAGAGCUGCCACCAUGUUCUUCUCUCAAGGUGGCUGUGCUUCAGCCAAAGUACUGUUCAAUCCAAACUACCGGGCUGCCUAACUUGAAACCACUCAACUAUCAUUCCCGCGCUUGGCUGUUUUCACAUGUCUCAGAGUUGAAGUUCACUUGCAAUUUACUAUCAAGAGAAUCUGGAGCCUUUCAGUGUUAUGAUGUACCCAGCUGGUCCUGGAUCUGGUGACUCCCCAGAGGGCUUCUCUGAGCAACCAAGGGUCCAGCCACAAAUUGGAAAUUGCACAGCUCAGACACUAGAUGCUUUCUUCACAUGUCGAAAAAAUGCCCUCCUGGCGAAGAGCUCGUCCACCCAGGUAGAGGGCGACUUUGCCAUGGCCCCUCGGGCGCCCGACCAGGAGGAGUGUGAGGGCCUGCUGCAGCAGUGGCGAGAAGAAGGGUCGAGCCAGGUGCUCUUGACUUCGAGUGAGGGUCCCCUUGUAGAUAAGGGACUAGCCCAGAGCAGCCUGGCACUACUGAUGGAUAAUCCUGGAGAACAGGAUGCUGCAUCAGAGGACAAGUGGUCCAGCAGGCAGCUGAGUGACCUGCGGGCAGCAGAGAACCUAGAGGAGCCUUUCCCUGAGGUGCUAGGAGAGGAGCCACUGCCGGAGAUCGAGGGCCCAAUGUGGGCCGCUGUCCCCAUGCAGACCGGCCCCCAGUUUGCAGACUGUGCUGUCCUCCCAGUGGGUGCCCUGGCUGCAGAGCAGUGGGAAGAGGACCCUGCAGUGGUGGCCUGGAGCAUAGCACCUGAGCCUGUGCCCCUGGAAGAGGCUCCCAUCUGGACGUUUGGGGACCUGGGGCAGUUGCAGCCUCCCCCAGUGGAAAUCCCAUAUCAUGAAAUCCUGUGGCGAGAAUGGGAGGAUUUCUCUACUCAGCCAGAUGCUCAGGGUCUGGAGGCGGGGGAUGGCCCUCAGUUCCAGUUCACUCUAAUGUCCUAUAACAUCCUGGCCCAGGACCUGAUGCAGCAGAGCUCGGAGCUCUACCUGCAUUGCCACCCGGACAUCCUCAGUUGGAACUACCGCUUUGCGAAUCUCAUGCAGGAAUUCCAGCACUGGGACCCCGAUAUCCUGUGUCUCCAGGAGGUCCAGGAAGAUCAUUACUGGGAGCAGCUGGAGCCUUCGCUGCGAAUGAUGGGUUUUACCUGUUUCUACAAGAGGAGGACCGGAUGUAAGACCGAUGGCUGUGCUGUCUGCUACAAGCCCACGAGAUUCCGUCUGCUCUGUGCCAGCCCUGUGGAGUACUUGCGGCCUGGCUUGGAGCUCCUCAAUCGGGACAACGUGGGCUUAGUAUUGCUGUUGCAGCCACUGGUCCCAGAAGGCCUGGGGCAAGUCUCGGUGGCCCCUCUCUGUGUGGCAAAUACCCAUGUCUUGUACAACCCACGCCGGGGUGAUGUCAAGCUGGCCCAGAUGGCCAUUCUCUUGGCUGAAGUGGACAAAGUGGCCAGGUUGUCAGAUGGCAGCCAUUGCCCCAUCAUCUUGUGUGGGGACCUGAAUUCUGUUCCUGACUCACCUCUCUACAACUUCAUCAGGGAUGGAGAGCUCCAGUACCAUGGGAUGCCGGCCUGGAAGGUAUCUGGACAGGAAGACUUCUCCCAUCAGCUUUACCAGAGGAAGCUACAAGCCCCACUGUGGCCCAGCUCCCUGGGUAUCACUGAUUGCUGUCAGUAUAUCACUUCCUGUCACCCCAAGAGAUCAGAGAGACUCAAGUAUGGCCGAGACUUCCUGCUGCGAUUCCGUUUCUGUGACGUCGCCUGUCAGCGGCCGGCGGGACUGGUUCUUAUGGAAGGAGUGACAGACAGUAAGCCAGAGCGACCUGCUGGCUGGGCUGAGCCUGUCCUUGAGGAAGACACCGUGGAGCCCGAGCCUGUCUUGCCCAGGACCAUAGGUACCAUCCAGCACUGCCUUCACCUGACCUCGGUAUAUACUCAUUUCCUGCCCCAGCAUGGCCGCCCAGAGGUCACCACAAUGCCCUUGGGUUUUGGAAUGACAGUGGAUUACAUCUUCUUCUCAGCUGAGUCCUGCGACAAUGGGAACAGAGCUGAUCGCAGGCUCUAUCAAGAUGGGACUCUCAAACUUCUGGGCCGUCUCUCCCUCCUCUCUGAAGAGAUCCUCUGGGCUGCCAACGGCUUACCCAACCCCUUCUGCUCUUCCGACCACCUCUGCCUGCUGGCCAGCUUCGGGAUGAAAGUGACCUCCCCAUGACGGGGCUCCAAGGGGAAGAGAGCUUCUCUUCCAGAAGAGCUCACUUGAAUCAGAGACUGCGGAAGUACCCCACGCUUUUGGAAACUUAGAUCCAAGAAAUCUCUGUCCCCUCCCCAGCCCGCACCCAUUCCCUUUUUCCUGCGGUUAGAUUUUCUCCAGGCCUGUCCAUGUUCUCUGCCUGUGGACCCACCCCAGCCUCUUCCUAAUCCUGCGCUACGUCCUCAGUGGCCGUGGGAGAGGCUGAAGGGGAGAUCCUCCUUCCUUCCAUGUAUCCUGUGCUCCCCUUGAUUUUUAAUUAUCAGGGUUACGGGAGCUAUUGAUCUCAUUGGUUAUUUGCUUUCAGGCCAUUUCUUGAUGGUAUCUUCGAACCCAGUCUCCUUCCUGCCUCCCUGACCUCUGCUGCCCAGCCCUCUUGCCAGGCCCAUAUACACCUGAGAAGUGUGUCGUGUGCACGUGUCCCCUCGGGGCCUGACUGCCUGCCUCUGAUCUGCCCACUUUCCACACUGGGGCUGUCGGCCUAGGGGCAGGCCGAGAACACGGCCUGGCUGCUGUGGGUUGCCAGGCAGCAGCAGGGGCAUGGGCCCUUCUCUUUGUCCUCUGUGUCUCAUUAGGCAUUCGUCAUGCCAAGCAGGGCAUACUCAUCAUCUGGGCUCUGGGAAAGACAGCCUGGAGCAGCAAAGUUAGGGAUGUGCUGCCUGCCCCAGUGCCUCCGAGCCUCCGACCCAGAGCCCCCCACAGGCCUGGUGAGCUUUCUCUAGGACUCGUCCCUUUCCCCAGGCUGCUGUGAGAAAGGCAAAAGUUUGAACCCCUGUAUGGGGCCAGUGGGCUGGAAUAGUUGUUUGAGGUUUAAAAGGAUGAGAAAGAACCUUCCAAGAAAUUCUGGCCUUGCUGGACUCUGCUUCCUGCAGAACUGGGGCAAGGGUGGGAGUCCUGGUAAGAGCAAGAGCAGGGACCCAAGACCUCAGGGACUUGUUCUCUUCCUCUCCAUACCUCAGAAGCAGUUUUCUUCUUCCUUUCCUGUCACCUCUUUAAACUCCUUGCCUCACCCAUUCCUUUCCAUUUUGUUCUAGCUCAGGCCAAACCCUCUCUGCAGAAGGUGGCCUUGGGCAAAGUCUGUCCAAGAACUCAAGGUGGCAGUGUUUCAGGGUUUGUUCUGGCUGGCAAGGCCGCAGCUGCUCCUUGCCAGCGGUGCCCCUCUCGCACAGGGCUGGCCAUUCAGGGGACCCCUUGCCUCCAUGGUUCACCCGCAUGCCUUAAUCUUUCAGAGCAGGGGUACAGCCUAGGUGUUACUGGGCCAGCUGGUCCUCAUGUGUCCCAGAGUAGCUACUGGUCCUUGCAGAUUGGCCUUGCCGUUGCCCCACUCGGCUCCGGAGUGGGACUGAGGGAAUACCUGAGUGGCCAGAGUUAGGGAUAGUUAGCCAGAGGUGCUCUGCCCUUUUUUUUUUUUUUUGAAAGCCAAAGACCCAGCUUGAAUUCUCUGCUGCCAUGUUCAUGGUUAUAAAUAAGCUUUCUGUGCCUAGGUACUGGGGAAUCUGUGCAUGUAUACUUGUGAACUUUGUUUCCUGGGUACUGGGCAUGCGCCUGUCUGAGCCCCAGGCCCGCCUGUCCACACCCCCGCCAUCGUUCACUCUCUCUCCCAGGCUGUCUUCUCCUGAGAUGGUCUCAAGUCAGUGCCCUGUUGGCGUUCAGGACUGUGGACCAUCACUGUUCUGUCAGGAAAUGCAGUUUAAAGGGCCCAAGGUGGCAGAGGGCAGGAGUUUUAUAGGUGAUCUUUUCCUUGUUUUCUUAUUUGUUUCUGUUUUGGAAUUGAAGUGGGGAUUUUAAGUGGUCACUUAAGGUCUCUUUUCCAAUAAAGGUUUACCAUUUCCCCCCU
Messenger RNA from Suricata suricatta (meerkat), 4208 nucleotides. It is a transcript of the gene ANGEL1, whose product is annotated as angel homolog 1. The coding region runs from base 293 to 2335 and encodes 680 amino acids. Gene Ontology annotation, molecular function: 3'-5'-RNA exonuclease activity. The transcript is spliced from 12 exons. The record is from RefSeq and is a predicted model, not a curated record. NCBI's taxonomy places the organism in Eukaryota, Metazoa, Chordata, Mammalia, Carnivora, Herpestidae.